UUGGGCCAUGAGAAAAGCUGGAGCCUCUUCCUCAAGUAAUGCAUUUCUUUGGCGCGUCUCAUUUUUGCAGUAGCACCUUCCAUUUCAGGCAUUUGCCUUGCUUAGCGGUUCCUAUUUUUCCCGCGACUCCGUGGCUGGUACUGGCUAAGCUCAUUCGGCAUUCGAGCUCGUCCGUCUGCGCAUGGCUUUUGCUGGGUGGCUGCGCCGAAGCAGCAGCCACCGGAGGGUCGGAAGCACUCUAGCCUCCGCGCUCCCGCUUCAGCUAUUCCGACAGCUUGCUCCCGCCGCUAUUGCCGCGGGCUACUUGGCGGAAGGAUUGUCGCAAGGUUUUCCUGCUGCGGAGAGUUUUCACAGCGGGGUUACAGGCGUGUGCGGAGGUUCCGCGGUGCAAUCUUCCGCCGUUCCGCCAGGCGGAUGGCAGCAUCUGGGGAAGCAGGGGAACAGCGGAGAGGAGGAUUCGGACAAUGACCAUAGCGUGGAUGUCACCCCAUGGGUCCGCAGCGUCGCCAGCGGAGUGGACCUUCUCCGCAACCCCAAGUACAACAAGGGCCUCGCGUUCACAGAGGAGGAGCGCAACCGCCUGUACCUGCACGGGUUGCUUCCAGCCGGCUACAUGAGCCAGGACCACCAGGUGGAUCGGGUGCUGGCGAAUCUGAAGGAGGCGCAGUCGGACCUGCAGCGCUACGUGCACCUGAUGGCGCUGCAAGAGCGCAAUGAGCGGCUCUUCUACCGCGUGCUGGUGGACCACGUAGAGCAGCUCAUGCCCAUCGUCUACACUCCUACAGUGGGCCUGGCAUGCGAGCGCUUUGGCCUUCUCUUCCGCCGGCCCAGAGGCCUGUUCGUGUCGCAGAGGGAUCGCGGGCGGGUGAUGGAGCUGCUGAAGAACUGGCCGGAGAGACGAGUGCGCGCCAUCGUGGUGACGGACGGGGAGAGGGUCCUGGGGCUCGGCGACCUGGGCGUGCAGGGCAUGGCUAUAGCAGUGGGCAAGCUGACACUGUACACGGCAUGUGGAGGCAUUCACCCAGCAGAGUGCCUGCCUGUGACCAUCGACGUGGGCACCAACAACCAGGCUCUCCUUAAAGACCCCUUUUACCCAGGGCUCAGACAACCACGUGCCACGGGAGAGGAGUACGACGAGCUGAUCGACGAGUUCAUGGAGGCGUGCAAGCAGCGGUUUGGGUCGGACGUGUUGAUUCAGUUUGAGGACUUUGCCAACCACAACGCCUUCCGCCUACUGUUUCAAUACCGGGGCUCGCACCUGGUCUUCAACGACGACAUUCAGGGUACGGCAUCAGUGGCGUUAGCAGGCCUGGUGGCGUCCCUGCCGCUGCUCGGCUCGUCCCUCUCCAGCCAGACCAUCCUCUUCUUCGGGGCCGGGGAGGCUGGAACCGGCAUUGCUGAGCUGCUGGCGACCGCAAUCAGCAGAGAGGCGAACAUCUCGCUGGCAGAGGCCCGAGGGCGCAUUUGGCUUGUGGAUUCAAAGGGUCUAGUGGUGCGCAGCAGAGUGGACUCCCUGCAGCCACACAAGGUGCCGUUUGCACAUGACCACCCCGAGUCAGCUGAUCUCGUGGAAACCAUUCAAACCAUACGGCCAACGGCACUGAUAGGAGUGUCAGGGCAGGCAGGAACCUUCACCCAGCCCGUGUGUGAAGCCAUGGCUCAACUCAACGAGCGCCCCAUCAUCUUUGCGCUCUCCAACCCCACCUCUCUCUCUGAGUGCACCGCGGAGGACGCCUACAAGUGGACUCAGGGCCGGGCCGUAUUUGCCAGCGGCAGCCCAUUCCCCCCUGUGGAGAUGGACGGCAGGCGGUUCGUGCCGGGCCAGGGCAACAACGCGUAUGUGUUCCCGGGCAUUGGCCUCGGGUGCCUCAUGUGCGGUGCCACCAGGAUGAGAGACGAGAUGUUCCUUGCUGCAGCAGAGGCUCUGGCAGCACAGGUGAGCGAUGAGGACAGGGAGCAGGGGCGGGUGUACCCUCCCAUAUGGAAGAUCCGACAGAUAUCAGCACACAUUGCCAAGGCCGUUGCUGCCAAGGCUUAUGACCUCGGUGUGGCGACGAACCUGCCCAAGCCACCGGACCUCCUGGCUUAUGCCUUCAGCAAAAUGUACAACCCUCACUACCGAAGCUUCCGAUGAUGCUAGCAGGAAGCCUUAUUGCAAACACUAGUAUAGACCUUAUGUACCAAUUUGCCCACGUCGCCGGACCUCCUGUCAUACCACAUUUUUGGCACAUUGUAGAAUCCUGGUACUGUUAUCCAAGCAGGAAGCCUCUAAAAUAUCAGUUAAGACGCCAUGGUGUAUCACCAAGUCAUUUAGGCAAUACUCCUAUCCCGUCAAGCCCAUUGUCCCUAGGAUGCAGUUGGCAUUUCUGCUGAUGGGUGUACUUUGUCUUG
Messenger RNA from Closterium sp. NIES-67, 2391 nucleotides. Lineage: Eukaryota; Viridiplantae; Streptophyta; Zygnematophyceae; Desmidiales; Closteriaceae. The record is from the annotation of a GenBank genome assembly.